Messenger RNA from Aspergillus chevalieri, 921 nucleotides. RefSeq lists its product as uncharacterized. The record is from RefSeq and is a predicted model, not a curated record. Lineage: Eukaryota; Fungi; Ascomycota; Eurotiomycetes; Eurotiales; Aspergillaceae. The transcript has a single exon. Bases 1 to 921 code for a protein of 306 amino acids.
AUGAAGGCUGCUAUCAUCACCGCCCUCGCCGUUAUGGCCUCCUCGGCUGCUGCUGCCCCUGCCGGUAGCCUGCCCAUUGGCGAGGUCACCAAGGCCCUUAACCUCGGACCUUCUUCCGCUUCCCCCUCCGCUUCCUCCUCCACUACUCCCGUCGCUUCGGCUUCCUCUAUUCCCUCCUCUUCUGUCUCCGGUGGCCGCAUCGUCCAGGAUGUCAGCAAGCCUGUCAACCAGAUCCUGUCUGUCACUGGCCCCAACGCCAAGCAGCUGCUCAUAGAGCUUAGCCCUGAAGUUGCCGGCCUCCUCUCUGGCCUCGGUUUGGGCGCUCUCGGUGGCCCAGUUGGUUCCAUCGUCGCCUCCGCCGCCAACGUUGGUGACCUUGUCAAGGACCUCGGCCCCAAGGUCGAGGGUCUCCUCACUGUUGUCGACAAGGACCUCGGUGCUUUGUUGAUCCAGCUCUCCCCCGAAGUCGCUGGUCUCGUUUCCGGCCUUGGUCUUCCCAACGUCGGCGUCCCCGUCGGCAGCGUCGUCUCUACCCUUGGUGAGAACCUCAAGCGCUCCAACGGCAAGCUUGUCGAGGACCUUGCCCCUCAGGUCCAGGACGUCCUUGAGGUCACCGGCCCCAACGCUGAGCGUCUCCUCGUUCAGCUCAGCCCCUCUGUUGCCUCGCUCCUUACUGGCCUUGGUCUUCCCAGCGUUGGCACUCCCGUCGGUGAGAUCGUCAAGAAGGCUGGUUCCGUUGGUGAGCUUGUUAAGGACCUCGGUGCUCCCGUCAACAACCUUUUGACUGUUGUCGGUCAGGAUGGCGGUGCUCUCCUUAUCCAGCUCUCUCCUAGCGUUGCUAGCCUCCUCACUGGUCUUGGUUUGCCCGGUGUUGGCAGCUCCGUUGGUGCUGUUGUUGCCACUCUCGGCAAGAACCUGUAA